Plectropomus leopardus (leopard coralgrouper) is the source of this 4472-nucleotide messenger RNA. Its product is annotated as homeodomain-interacting protein kinase 3-like. The record is from RefSeq and is a predicted model, not a curated record. Gene Ontology annotation, molecular function: protein serine/threonine kinase activity; protein tyrosine kinase activity; ATP binding. Gene Ontology annotation, cellular component: PML body; nucleus; cytoplasm. Gene Ontology annotation, biological process: peptidyl-threonine phosphorylation; peptidyl-serine phosphorylation. NCBI's taxonomy places the organism in Eukaryota, Metazoa, Chordata, Actinopteri, Perciformes, Serranidae.
AGCAACAGCUAGCAGCCAGCGGCUAUCUUUGUCGGGGACGCGGCGUAUCAUACCAUGCAAAAGUUUGGAAACGCGGCUUCCCUGCCCUGAACAGAGGACAACGGCAACGCUCGGCCACACCUGAGACGGCUGUCGGAACCAUGGGUCGCGGCUGGCUCUCGCAAUAGCCCGUUGUUUGCGUUAUUUGAAGCCUCAAAUGUGUGAAAAGUCUCUCUCGUCGUUGAACAAGAUGGCAGCAGCAGCAUCGUUGCAGGAUUUCACUGUGGUGCGGCUCCUCGUUGCUAGCCUGUUCCUUGACGCUCUGGGUGAAACGAUUUACAGGUCUUACUGAAGGUAUGGCCUCACAAGUCUUGGUCUACCCAUCACACCUGCACUCAGCUCAAACAAGUGCCUUAGGAACCAGCAGCAGCGGUACCAGCAGACACAAAGACGAAGCUCACCGCAGAAAUAACACCAGCAGAGCCUUUCAGCACCGACCCACGUCCAAGACCUAUGUGAUUGGAGUCAACUACGGCAUUGCCUAUCCCAACAACGUUAUCCCAUCCUCGACGGGUGCUGACUCAGCAGGACUGCACAGGGGACUACAGCUCAGCGAGAGGGAGGAGUGGGCAUUGCAGACUGUAGGAUUACAGAGGGAAGAGAACUGGGAGAGACAAGGAGAAGGUCCAGCUGGGAUCCAGGAAUCUCUUUGCCAGAGCAGAGGCCCACAGGAAGUAAGGCUUCGUAGAGACAGUGGUGGAACUCCAUCGGGAGGAGGCUUGGACUGCGGGCUACUGAGGAGGGCCUGUAUCAGAGCAGAGGAGGAGGAGGGAAUAAACAGAAUAGUACAAGCAGGAGGAGGAUACGUCGACCUUCUAGACACAGGUGCCACCCAGAGAUGUGAACAGAAGGACGGUGAAGGUGGAGAACAUCCGCGGGAGAACAGCUGCGUCGGAACCAUGCAGAUAGUGGAGGAGGUAUCUGCUCUACCUUCACUUCCUCCCCCUGUGGCCAUGUUGCAAACGAGCACCGGGAACAAUGCAGACACUGUCAGAGUAGGGGGUGGUGGGACGCGGCCCUCUCAACACAGCAGAGUUGAGGCCGUGACCGGCAUGGGAAUCAAGGCGGAUGGGACCGAAGUCAGGCCUAAUAACAGUGCUGAGGCGGUGGCAGGAGCUACAGUGACCAGAACUGGAUCAGGGGAUGGUGACUAUCAGUUAGUCCAGCACGAGGUUCUGUGCUCCCUGAAGAACAGCUAUGAGGUCUUGGAGUUUCUGGGCCGCGGCACCUUUGGUCAGGUGGUGAAGUGCUGGAAGAGGGGAACGAAUGAAGUGGUGGCUAUCAAAAUACUGAAGAACCACCCAUCCUAUGCACGUCAGGGACAGAUUGAGGUGGAGAUCCUGGCCCGGUUGAGCAGCGAAAAUGCAGACGAGCACAAUGUGGUGCGUGCUCUGGAGUGCUUUCAGCACCGCAGCCACACCUGCUUGGUGUUUGAGAUGCUGGAGCAAAACCUUUAUGACUUCCUCAAACAGAACAAGUUCAGUCCACUGCCACUCAAAAUCAUCAGGCCCAUUCUGCAGCAGGUGGGAACAGCCUUGAAGAAGCUGAAGUGUCUGGGUUUGAUCCACGCGGACCUGAAACCAGAGAACAUCAUGCUGGUGGACCCCUCCAGGCAGCCCUACAGAGUCAAGGUCAUUGACUUUGGCUCAGCCAGCCAUGUCUCCAAGGCUGUCUGCUCCACUUAUCUGCAGUCCAGAUACUACAGGGCUCCAGAGAUUAUUUUGGGCCUGCCAUUUUGUGAGGCCAUAGACAUGUGGUCACUGGGCUGUGUGAUAGCCGAGCUCUUUCUGGGCUGGCCCCUCUACCCCGGAGCGCUGGAGUACGACCAGAUCCGGUACAUCUCUCAGACUCAGGGCCUGCCCACCGAGCAGCUGCUCAACAAGGGGACCAAGACCUCUCGUUUCUUCUCCAAAGAGUCCGACUCUCCCUACGCCUCCUGGAGACUAAAGACAACGGAAGAGCAUGAGAAAGAGACGGGACUUAAAUCCAAAGAGGCCAGGAAGUACAUCUUCAGCUGUCUGGAUGACAUAGCACACGUGAACUUGGUGCUGAGUCCUGAUAACAGCGACAUGCAGGCGGAGAAGGCUGACAGGCGGGAGUUCGUGUCUCUGCUGAAGAGCAUGCUGCUGAUCGAUGCCGAGGACAGAACCGUUCCCUCCAGCGUCCUCAAUCACCCCUUCCUCACUAUGACUCAUCUGCUGGACUACCCACACAGUAACCAUGUGCAGUCGUCUUUCCGCAUCAUGGACAUGUGCCACAGUCGGCCCACCAAUGCAGUUUUUGAUGCUCUGAAUCAGAACACCAUUCAUUUCUCAAGACCACCUGUCGCCCCCACUGCCUCCUCUGGCCUCCCUCUGGGCUACGGCAACAUACCGGUCCACACUCAGACUAUAAACCAGUCAGCUCCCUCAGUGUUGCAUCCUGGGAUAGCUCUGACAACUGGGAAUGGUCAGUUUGGGUGCGCUGACUCAUUUCCGCCGGCCCUUCUUCUUUGCCCUCCUACCAUGCAAGGUAACCUUAACCAACCAGCAGGGUAUUCUGUUCCCAUGGUAACUCAGGCCCCUCCUAUACAGCCCUUACCAGUGAGACCUGGUGUAAUUGCUCAGGCCUGGUCCAGCCGGGGGCAGCAGCUCCUCGUCCCAGCAGCGUGGCAGCAGAUGACUCCAGUGGGUCCUCCUCCCUCUCACCCUCCUCCACCACCCCCGUCUUCCCUUACCAACGACACCACAGCCGGCCCACAGAGAAUCAGCGACUGGGGGAAAUUGCGUCCCCACAGCAGCCACUACACGUCAGUGAUGCAACAACAUCUCCUGACUAGUCAGAUGCCAGCACUCUCUGCUCAUCAGCCAAUCAACAUUGGCAUAGCUCAUGUUGUGUGGCCCCAGCCAGCCAAUAAAAGGAACAGACACAGUCACAACAGGAACCUAUCCCACCCCAGCAACAUCCAUGUAUCAACGUGCCGGACGCCCAAGAUGGCGAAUGUUGUUGGACAGGCAGUGGCACGAAGACAGCAGCCUCAGAGGGAGGCGCCUCUGGUGGAAACCAGGCAACCGUGUAUUCAGAACACAGAUGAAGAGGAAAAUGAUGCGGAGGAGGAAGUGAGCUGCUUCAAAGAGGUGGUGCCAAACGGUAACGGCCAGCUGGACCUGUCCAGUCAACAACAGCGAGAUGUGGCGGUUCUGAUGGGUGACACACCGAGCCCAGCUGCCAGCGUGAUCAGCAUCCGCAGUGAACUGACUGACGAAGAGGACGAAGACUCUCGGAGGUGCCGUCUGAACGGGUGUAAAGAGGAGUGUGUGUGUGAGGCGUGCAGAGACACCAGUGUGUCCAUGGAGAGAGUGUGUUCCCUCAGCAGCCCCGACAGCAGCCUCAGCACCAGCUCUUUUGCCUCCAACUCCCCUCAGUCCAGCCCCUCUGUCUCACCAUGCAAGAGGCCCAACAGCAUGUCUGAGGACGACGGCCACGAGAGUGGCUGCGACACAGUGGAAGGCUCCCCCACGUCCGACACGUCAACCUCUCCGCGUGGCAACAGUCCCUACCGUUACCUCGACAACAAUAACCACAACAACCGCCCACCUUUGGCUGCCAUGGUAGCACCACUUCCUUCCCCUGCAGUGCAGGGCAGGAGUCCCCGCGGCGUCAGGACAAUGGUGGUUCCACCAAUGAGAGUGCAGAACAACAACAGUCAAGGGACAGAGGAGCGCGGUCAGAGAACAGUCUUAGAGUCUUGGUCCCGGUCCAAAGGGCGCUGCAGUUUCGCAGGACAACAGAGCACUCCCUCCUCCGUCCCCCUCCUCCCAUCCGCCCCCCUCCUGUCCCGCCAGCAAAAACUGACCGGGCAGCAGCCGCAGCAGCACCCUCUGGGCUUUGGACAGGUGCAGCAGUACGGUUCAAACCACAGCAACAAAGAGUGGAACGGCAACUACGGGCCGCUGCGACCACACGCCUACAUCCCCCCCACUGUCCACACACACACCUUCACACACCUGCCGCACAGCAGCCCCACGCACAAUUCGGCCGCCCCGCACACACAUACCCAAGGCCUGCCCACACACACCCUGCUGUCGUACCCUCCCAACGCCCCCCUCCCCGNGGCAGAGCUUGGUGGGGCUCAGAGGGAAGCCUGUGUAGGCGGCCGGGGAGGCCAUGUAGGGGUGAGGAGGGGGGAAGGGAGGCUUGAACUGGUGGGGGUGGUGGGCAUAGCCGGGCUGGUGAUGCGGGCAGCGCGGCUCUGCCCUCAGCUCCCAGCAGGGGCCGCCGCCUCCUGCUCAACUCAGAUCAGCCAAAACAUCUCCAGCAUCAGAGCAGCGUCACUGCGAGACACCCGGAUUUUUGAUUCCUUUAAUGAUACAGAGAGCUUCUUCAUGUCCAUUAAAGAGGACAGAGAGACACAACUGCCAGCAGAGAUGGAGAGCGCUUUGCGGUCGCAGUAG